AUGAGCUUGGAGCCUGCACGGCGUAAGCAGAACAUAGCAUGUCUAACAUGCAAACGGCGGAAAGUCCGUUGCGAUUUGGUUCUGCUGACAGAGCUUCCGUGCACGCCAUGCCGACGAGGAGAGUUGCAAUGCGUCCCGAACGACAAAGGCCCUAGCAGUAAUCGCCCAUCCACUCCAAGGCGUAGGAAUUCGAAGUUGUCGAUAUCGAAGGUGACAAAUGGCGCAAUUGAUCGUGUCUUGCCAUCCGAGAUAGCUCCUACAAGGACGCCCACGCCGGAGCGCUCUCCUGCCCAGACGAAGAAGCCCGAGACGACUACCAGCCUUUCCAACUUCCUGGAGCAAGGCAUCAAGACCUCGAACUGGAAGUUGUUCUCGGGAACGGAUCCUACGCGCAUAGUUUACGUCGGAACUCCAAUCGGUAAUUUGGCUGCACUGGUGGGCAAUGAAGAUCCUGCCAACAGUGUGACGAGGCAUUACCCAUUUCCAGCUAACAAGCCACCACUUCCAUGGAAGCCAAAGCCAGGCAGUCUACCGUUCGCUAUAAGUCCUGAGCUUCUGCAGGAUGUCGGCAGCGUUCCCACUCAAGAGGUUCGCGAUGCUCUUGUGAAUGCGUACUUCGCACACAUCAACCCAGGCUUUCCAAUCAUCAAUGAGCCUCAUUUCAGGAGCCAAUACGCCAGUCCAAAGAACCCACCACCUUUGAUACUUUUGCAAUGCGUUCUACUUGCUGGAGCACAUGUCUCAACACAUCCUCUGGUGGCAGCAGCUCGUCCUACUGUGAAGAACACUCUCUAUCGCCGUGCGCUCGAGCUCUUCCACCUGCGAUAUGAGAAUGACCGUCUCUAUCUCGUCCAGGCAGCCCUACUGUUCACCUGGCACCAAGAGAACGCGGACGAAGUGUCUUGUAACACAUGGAUGUGGACAGGCAUUGCCAGCCGGAUCGCUUUCGGUCUCGGAGCCAACCGAGAUCUCUCCCCACAUGCCUCAGUUCCUAUGCCGAUAUGGGAUCGCCGGCGAUAUCGAUUUGCCUGGUGGACACUUUUCGUGACCGAGGCGUUCGCUGCACUGCAUUACGGGCGUGCCUGCACAAUCCGGUGGGAGGACUUCGACGUGCCGGAUCUCAUUACCGAGGACUAUCGGGACCACGAAGAGAAUCCUGACCCUACAAUCCGGCGGGACUGCUUCGAAUUGAACGUUGCCUUGGCGUACAUCGCACAGGACGCGAUGCGAUUGUUCGCUCCCCGUGCAUCACUCAUGCAGCAGCAGACGAGUCUUGCUCAAUCACUAAACUCGCGGCUGGCAGCCCUAGCAGUGAGCCUACCAACCGGGGACGACACCUUCUCUUGCCAAGUCCGACUCAACUAUCACCUCGUCCUCCUACAUUGCCACCGCACAAACCGAAAUCAGUACGCCGAUGAAGCCAAACGCUCGGAAGGGCUCAAAGUGCGCUCCGAGGCAGCAAGCGCCAUGCUCUCCAUCCUCGAAAUCAUGGAAGCGAAAGACUACAUCCGCCAAGCCCACUUCCCAAUCAUGACUGUUCUGAUGGCUGUCGUCGUGCAGUUUCUCGAAGACAUCAAGCUCGCGAUCGAAGCCAGUAGCAUCAUUUUAGCAUCCGGCGCGCACGCAAAGCUCGGGCGCGUUAUUUCCCCAGGAAAGGAAAUCACGAAGUACUGGCCGAAUGCAGAUGCGAUUCUGAAAAUGUGUCAGGGGCAGUGGGAGAAAUUCGGGGCUGUCAUACAGGGCUAUGUUAGUGAGUCGAGUCCGCACGAACCGAUGGGGUUUGGGACGGGUGGGCAGGGGGAUGGCGGGGAGGAGGGAUUCUGGAAAGACCUGUUCUCGGCGUAUAAUGAUGGUGGGAUCGAUUUUGGGGUUGGCGGAGCGGGCAUGGAGUACGGGUGGAUGACGACUGGGAGUAACUACAACCCGUUGAGCUGA
This is a messenger RNA of Cyphellophora attinorum, 1935 nucleotides long. Its product is annotated as Acetamidase regulatory protein. The transcript has a single exon. Gene Ontology annotation, biological process: regulation of DNA-templated transcription; DNA-templated transcription. Gene Ontology annotation, molecular function: DNA-binding transcription factor activity, RNA polymerase II-specific; DNA binding; zinc ion binding. Bases 1 to 1935 code for a protein of 644 amino acids. The record is from RefSeq and is a predicted model, not a curated record. NCBI's taxonomy places the organism in Eukaryota, Fungi, Ascomycota, Eurotiomycetes, Chaetothyriales, Cyphellophoraceae.